AUGACACGCAUUGUCCUAUUCGAACUGUCGGGCGGCAUUUUGCCUGUGACAGCGGCGGUAGAGGAUGCUCCGGACUUGUCCUUGCUAGCCGUGUACUUUGUUUCCACAAAUUCCGAUGACAGUUUGAUUGCCACCACAAAUUUCCCCUGUGCAAUUCCACUCCCAAGCAUGAGCAGCCUCACGACUGCCAUGAUUUCGGAUGCUUUGCGCCAACAUACACAAGCGACCGGAGUGUUUGUUUUUGCUGCAAGUGAAGUAAAGAAUGCUCAGUUGGCCAAAGUCGUCCAGGUUGUCAGUGCAGCCCUGCAAACGGACCUGCCAGUAAAUUUCCUGAUAGGCCAGCUGUCGCAGGCCCAAGCUUGCACUUUGAGGGAGCAUUUGCCACAUGUGCUUUCGUGCGAGUUACCUCCCAUGCCUCCGAUGUCUCCCCAUCGUUUUUGGUGUUUCAAUUCUGAAGCUUCUCACACCUGUGGACCACCGACAACAGUGUCUGCCACAGGCUGUUUGUGUCCUGGAUGGACUGUGACAAACCUUGGGCAAGCGCGAUGCUGGCCCUGGGGUGCACUCUGGUCGCCUGACUCUCUCACUUGCUUGACCACAGGCCGCAAGCGCGGCCCCAUUGCGCAAGAGCUUGAGUUGAUGUUGGGUUACCAAGCUGGCCAUACGGCCCCCUUGCUCCAAGCUAGAUUCGCCGAAAAUCGGGAGGAAGUCGAACGACGCAGAGCGGCAGCUUUGUCCCGCUCCUGGCCUCCGUGCGGUGUCACAGCCAUUUUGCCGUUUUUGACCAAUACGGCGUCGCACUCUGGCCGCGGAGCAACGUUGCCUACCUGUCUGCCAAAACCCGCCCUGCAAGUGGGCCCGGCUUGCGCACAAGUCUUACAUCACUUACGUAGUCGUUGUCCUUACCUGAUCGAUAGGCGCAGUCGUGGGUUGGCCACCGUUGACCUCGGGCCAGACUGGCCAGACCAGCAUGCGUGCGCGGCAAAUUUCAGCCAAACCAAACGAGACGGGUUUGCCGUGAGUGCACGUCGGUUGCUGCCAUUUGGACUGCCGCCCACAACGCAUGUAUUGUUAGCUGAAGCUUUGAGCUCACCGCUGGCUCAGCCACUGACAGUGGCCGACGACUUAGACUUUGCCAUUCGAGUUGUGGUGGCUGAAGGAACAGGGAUUCGUGCUUGGAGACAACAGCAGUGGCGAACGUUGUGCAAUCAACUUCGCCAGCUGGAGCCCCUUGUUCGGUUUUUCGAAGCCCACCGAUCUGCAUCUUCUCAGAGAGUCAGUGCACACUUGAACCUUGCGCACAUAGAGGCACUCGGCCACAGCGUUUGUUGGCCUGAUCAUGAUGUUGCCUUUGCGUUAUGUCAGGGUGUGCGCAUUGUAGGUGACUUACCCACAUUCGGCAUCUACCGAACUGCGCAUGCUGACGCUUCUAGCAGCUCUUGCUUUGACAGUCAGCGCAACCAUGAGUGGCUACAACAAGUCCUCACCAUGCCUGCCCCGCCACCACCAGAGGCACAAGUGGUGUGGGACAAAUCCGAGGCAGAAAGACAGCUUGGCAUCCUCGAAGGCUGGUUCUCCGCCUCCGACCUGCACAACCAGUUUGGUGCCCACCAGUGGCGCCCAAUGGUGCGCUUUGCAGCCUGGCAAGCAAACCACAAUGCAUACCGAUGUAUUGACAAUGCCAAAACCAGUGAGCAUAACCUCUGCACAGGUGUGGAAGAGCGCAUCCACACCACAUCCAUAGAUAUGGGUGUGGCCAUCGCCCAACGGUUUCGUGCUUUGCUUGGAAGCCCGCUAGCUGAUGACUUGGCCCUGCAAGCAGCGACCAAGGACAUGAAACGGGCUUACCGCCAAGUGCCUGUGUCUGAAGCUCACCUUCGUUUCAGUGUGGUUGCAGUGUGGCACCCAACCCAGGGCACAUGGGUUUUUGGAAUUCUCCAUGGUUUGGCCUUUGGCCUUUUGGCCGCAGUGCUGCAGUUUAAUAGGUUCCCUGCUUUGAUAGUCGCCGUGGCUCGCAGAUGGCUUGCCAUCCCAGUCAUUAAUUUUUUUGAUGAUUUCAAGAUCACCGAACCAGUGUUUGCCAAGGCCUCUGGAGGACUCUAUUUCGAUAAGUUAGUUUCAGUCAUGGGUUGGCUCUUCGACCCUGACAAAGACAAGCCUUUCCAUUCAACUGCAAAGUUUUUGGGGGGGCUCGAAACUUUCCUUCCCAACGAAGUGCGCCUUCGACCGACCCCAGAACGCGAAAGCCACAUCACCCUGAGUCUCCUUUUGUAG
This is a messenger RNA of Durusdinium trenchii, 2274 nucleotides long. NCBI's taxonomy places the organism in Eukaryota, Dinophyceae, Suessiales, Symbiodiniaceae. The record is from the annotation of a GenBank genome assembly.